Molecule: messenger RNA, 1821 nt
Organism: Aspergillus wentii DTO 134E9
Lineage: Eukaryota; Fungi; Ascomycota; Eurotiomycetes; Eurotiales; Aspergillaceae
Product: replication factor A subunit protein RFA1
Exons: 6
Coding region: 1-1821 (606 amino acids)
Biological process (GO): double-strand break repair via homologous recombination; meiotic cell cycle; nucleotide-excision repair
Cellular component (GO): nucleus; DNA replication factor A complex
Molecular function (GO): single-stranded telomeric DNA binding; damaged DNA binding
Source: RefSeq, a predicted model, not a curated record
AUGGCUUCAGAGGCAGCAUCUCAUGUUUCUAUAGGAGCUCUUGGUGCUAUUUUUGAUGAUACCAAACCUCAUGUUCCUGAGCCUGUUGUGCAAUGUGUUCAAAUAAAGCCGCUGCCUCCGCAACAAAAUCAAUCAGUGCGCUAUAGGGCUGUCUUCAGUGACAUUUCCAAUUAUGUUCAGACCAUGCUCGCAACUCAAGCCAAUCCUUUUGUUACAAACGGGUUACUUCGCAAAGGAUGUUUUGUUCGGCUAAAGUCUUUCCAGUCGAACUCAAUCAAAGGGAAAAAGAUUCUCAUAAUCCUGGAUCUUGAGGUUCUUCAGGAAUUAGGGGAAUGUGAAAAAAUUGGGGAGCCAAAACCACUAGAAAGUAAAAUUGAAGAGGAUGAUAAAACCCAGCCAACUACAAUUUCCAGCGGUGGCUUUUAUGGCUCCAAGAUCCAAGGCGCACCGGUGCAAGCAAAUGCCCGAACACAAGCAACGCGACCUACUGCUUUGGCCUCGGCCCAUGCUACGAUAUAUCCAAUCGAAGCUAUCUCCCCAUACUCACACAAAUGGACAAUCAAAGCGCGUUGUACAAGCAAGUCAAACAUCAAGACUUGGCACAACAGAAAUGGAGAGGGUCGACUAUUUAGUGUCAAUUUGCUUGAUGAUAGUGGAGAAAUCCGCGCAACUGGGUUUAAUGACCAGUGUGAUAUGCUCUAUGAAAAUUUUCAGGAGGGCAAUGUCUAUUAUAUCUCUAGUCCGUGCCGUGUUCAGAUUGCCAAAAAACAGUUCACAAACCUUAACAAUGACUAUGAGCUCACUUUUGAAAAAGAUACUAUUGUUGAAAAGGCAGAAGAUCAAAAUGAUGUUCCUCAAGUUCGAUUCAACUUCACCUCCAUCGGUAGUCUCCAAUCCGUGGAGAAAGAUACGACCACCGAUGUCAUAGGUGUCUUGAAAGAAGUCGGCGAAGCUUCUCAAAUUGUGUCAAAAACAACAAGCAAGCCCUAUGAUAAGCGCGAGCUAACCUUGGUGGAUUCCACGGGCUUCUCUGUUCGCUUGACUGUUUGGGGUUCCACAGCCCUGAAUUUCACUGUGGUACCUGAGUCCGUGGUUGCAUUCAAAGGCGUGAAGGUUUCUGACUUUGGGGGCAAAAGCUUAAGUUUAUUAAGCUCCGGUUCAAUGACAGUUGAUCCUGAUAUUGAGGAGGCCCAUAAGCUCAAGGGUUGGUAUGAUGCACAAGGCCGUGAUGAAACAUUCACUUCUCAUGCCUCCAUGUCCAAUGCGACCACAUCUACAAUGAGGCCUGAUCGGUUCAAAACUGUUGCCCAAGUCCGGGAAGAGCAAUUGGGAAUGUCCGAGGAUGCAGAUUAUUUCUCAUUGAAAGCAACUGUCAUCUAUAUAAAACCUGACAAUUUGAGCUACCCAGCUUGCCUCUCCGAAAAUUGCAACAAAAAAGUGACUGAACUUGAUCCUGGUCAAUGGCGUUGUGAACGCUGCGACAAGACUCACCCAAGGCCUGAAUACCGCUAUAUAAUGCUAAUAAAUGUCAGCGACCAUACAGGCCAACUUUGGCUUAGUUGCUUCGAUGACGUUGGAAGACUGAUGAUGGGUAUUUCGGCAGACCAGUUAAUGGAAAUCCGACAAAGUGAUGACAAGGCAGCCGGAGAGGUUUUCCAGGAGGCCAAUUGUCGGACGUGGAAUUUCAGGUGCAGAGCCAAAAUAGAUCAUUUCGGCGAUCAGCAACGUAUUCGCUACCAGGUGUCAUCUGCUAAGCCUGUCAAUUACUCUGAAGAGACAUUGCGUCUUGCAGAGAUGAUCAAUUCAUAUGGUAUUGAUUGA